UUUUUUUUUUUUUUUUUUGUGGUUUGAAAAAUAUCAUACACCUUUUAUAAGAUUUCAAAAAUAUCAACUUUUUGAGGUUUGUCAAAAAGAUACAAACCUUUCCUCAAAAGAACUAUUUUUUUUUGGGGUAAAAUAUAAGAGGUGAUUUGUGUCUUUUUCGUAAAUUUUAAGGGGUCCAUGAAAUUCAUGAAAUCCCAUGUCUUAAGAAUUUUUAAAACCUUAAGGCGGGUCUUUGUCAAAUCUCCUGCUUUUUGUCUUUUAUUUUAUAUGUUUUUUUUUUUUCAAAUUUUCUUUUCUAUUCCAUUCACAAACCGAACAUGUUAUUAAUAGUAAAUGUUGUUCUUAAUAAUAAUAGCAGGAAUGUAGGAAAUUUUGGGACCUUUAGGCAGUUAAAAAUUAAGAAAAUAAAACUUAGAAAUAAAAAAUUUUAAAAUUAAAAGUAGAAAUUUUAAAUAAAAAAUAUUAGUAACUUAUUUCAUUAGUAUUUUUUAAAUUAAAAUAAUCCAAAACAUAACUAAUUUAAGCUCAUUAUUGUCCUUGAAAUGAAUUACAAUUGCAAAAAAUAUAAAAAUAAUAAAUAUGUAAAAGAAUAUAGAAUAUAAAAUAGUGUAGUAAAAAUAUAAAUGGAUUUAACUCUUUAUUUUAUUGUUAUAUUGUUAAAUUCGCUUUUUAGUGCUCCAAGUGUAGUUUUAUUGUAUAUGAAAAUUGAAAAUGGUAAAAAUAAUUUUUGGAAUUGUUUUUUUUUUUAUUUAAAAAAUUAGAAUUUUUAUGGACAUUUUUAUUUAUUUGAAUUAUAAAUUCACAUGGUAUUUUAUUUCAAUUGUAAUUAAAUAAUUUAUAUAAAAUGAUUGAUUUAAUUUUAGAUAUUAAAAUAUUUUAAUAAAAAUUCAUACAAAGCAAGUAAUUUAUUCGAAAAACUUAAUUUUAAAUAUUAAAAUAGUAUGACGAUAAGAUGGCACAACAAUAAAAAUUUCUUAAAAUCAAAAUAAAUCCUAAUUUGAAAUUUUUUGCUUGAAUCCCUGACCAACGAUAAUAUUUCAAUUCAAUAAAAUGCUUAUUGAGAUGAAUGAAUUUGUUUUUCGUUGUCAAUGUAACAGACUAAAAUUAUAAGAGCUGAGUGUAACUAUACAUACCCUUUUAUAAGUCCAAACUAAGAUCAUGCUACUACGCAAUCCAAUUUAUUAUGUAUGAAGGCGGAGUGCAAUAUAAAGUUUAUCUUAUCUUUGUGCUUCCUUCCCUCAUCCAAGCGAAGACCCUCUUCCGUCCGCUUAGCUAUAGCGGAAACCAAAACCAGGAGGAAAUUUAAGUUCGAGAGUGAUCGACGGAGAAUGCGUAGAACCUUUCAUCUCUGAGAAGAAGAUUGAAGCUUGGAAAUUGAGGGCGGCCAACAUGUCGUGCAUCUGCAACUGCUCAGUCUCUUCUUUCGCCUCUCUCCCGAAUACGUCAAAAUUCUCCUAUCUCUGCAACUCAAAGCCGCCUAGAAUCCGCUGUUCCCUUGGAGGAACUGUGGCUGAACCCAAGGCUGUCUCUGCAACCGAACCCCUAUUGCUUAAUGCUGUUCGAGGGGAUGCCGUUGAAAGGCCCCCUGUCUGGCUUAUGAGGCAGGCAGGGAGGUAUAUGAAGAGUUAUCAAGUCAUCUGCGAGAAGUAUCCAUCUUUUCGUGAAAGAUCAGAAAAUGUUGAUCUUGUAGUGGAAAUUUCUCUACAGCCGUGGAAGGUUUUUAGGCCUGAUGGGGUCAUUUUAUUUUCAGACAUACUUACCCCUCUCUCUGGAAUGAAUAUACCUUUUGACAUUAUAAAAGGUAGAGGUCCUGUCAUAUUUAAUCCUUUGAGAACAGCAGCUGAUGUUGAUCAAGUGAGAGAAUUCAAUCCUGAGGAUUUUGUCCCAUACGUUGGGGAAGCAUUGACAAUCUUGAGACAAGAGGUAGAUAAUGAAGCAGCUGUUUUGGGUUUUGUUGGGGCUCCUUUCACCCUAGCAUCAUAUGUCGUGGAAGGUGGUUCAUCAAAGCACUUCACCAAAAUCAAGAAAUUAGCCUUCUCUCAGCCAAAGGUCCUCCAUGCACUUCUUAAAAAAUUUACGGCCUCCAUGGCAAAGUACAUUCAGUACCAAGCUGAUUGUGGGGCUCAGGCUGUUCAGAUCUUUGAUUCAUGGGCAACUGAGCUUAGCCCUGUCGAUUUUGAGCAGUUCAGCCUGCCUUACUUGAAGCAGAUUGUGGAUUCUGUGAAAAAAACCCAUCCAAGUCUUCCUCUAAUCCUCUAUGCAAGUGGGUCAGGAGGGUUGCUUGAGAGGCUGCCCCUGACAGGUGUUGAUGUAGUUAGCUUGGAUUGGACCGUCGAUAUGGCUGAAGGUAGGAGGCGAUUGGGACCAGACGUGGCGGUUCAGGGCAAUGUGGAUCCUGGCGUUCUUUUUGGCUCGAAAGAAUUCAUCACUGAUCGGAUAAAUGAUACCGUGAGGAAAGCGGGUAAAGGGAAACAUAUUUUGAAUCUUGGGCAUGGCAUUGUUGUAGGUACACCGGAGGAGAAUGUUGCUCAUUUCUUUGAGGUUGCAAAGGGAAUCAGCAAGGCGGGUGCCUGGUGGUUUCCCCACCAUAUUUAUUAUAAGAGAGGAGUCAGUUUUUGCUCAAUAUAUGGGGUUUCAAACUUAAGCACAGCCCAUGUGAUUUUUGAAUUGGUUUGGCGAAUUGGAGGGGUUUUCUUCUUCCUGCUCUAUAUAUAUACAAAAACCAUUGGUAACUUGGGAUAUGUUAUUUAUUAUGGAAUCUUGGGAUCUCAUUGCAAGUAGUGUGACAUCUUAUUUAAGUGAGUGGUCCCUUAACAUUAUUAGUUUAAUAGAUUUUGAAAAAUCAUGUCACACAAGCAUUACUUGAUUAGUUGUACUCCUGAUAUUAAGUGGCAUUUGCUAGUAGCAUGGUGGGGUAUCUCAUGGUGAACAAGAUCUAUUAUACUAAAUGUUUUAUGCACAAUAAUUUAUUUGAUUUAA
Malania oleifera is the source of this 2979-nucleotide messenger RNA. Its product is annotated as uroporphyrinogen decarboxylase. The transcript has 7 exons. Lineage: Eukaryota; Viridiplantae; Streptophyta; Magnoliopsida; Santalales; Ximeniaceae. The coding region runs from base 1390 to 2781 and encodes 463 amino acids. The record is from RefSeq and is a predicted model, not a curated record. Gene Ontology annotation, molecular function: uroporphyrinogen decarboxylase activity. Gene Ontology annotation, biological process: porphyrin-containing compound biosynthetic process.